AAAGAAAAGAUUUUUACAAAACGCUUUACAUUAACGCAAUGAAAAUUCGUUCUUUUAAAAACCCUUUAUUUAUACUUUUCCGACUUGUAAUUUUAAUUAAGGACCAUCUGUUGCUACAUUCACCCUUUAAUCUUGUAAUUACCUCAUUAAAGUCGGAUGUUUAAAGAGGAAUUAUUAAAUUGUGUCAACAAAGACAUUAAUUUAUAAUUAAAAAAACAUUAAUUAAAACAAUUUGUAAUUUGUAUUAAAUUUGAUCGGAAAAUUAUACCGGAAGUGGCUAACCAUAUUGAUAACCCAACGAAUCGACGUCGUUUCACUAAGAACUCAUUUGACGUUUAAAGAAAUGUCAAUAUAAGAUCGCAAGAAUUAAACAGUUUGGAUUGAUUUAUUUUAAUGUGAUUCGCUUGAUUUUUUUUUUGUUUUGAAAUUCACGUCAAAGUGGCGUCAUCGACAUAACCUAAAAUGACAAGUACAUAACCUCAAAUUUUUUUUGCAUUUUGCGUGGUGGUGCGUUUCCACUUUGGAACAAGUUGGGACAAGUCCUUUGGCAAGGAAAUGCCGACGCCGACUGAUCGGGCGACGACGUCGACGUCGCGACGCUUCACCACGCGCCAUCUACUCACAAUUCACGUCGGUACAACAACUACAAGUACAUAUAUAAGUUUUUGAUGUAUACAUAAAAAUGUCUGUGAAAUAGUUUCUUAGGAAACGCCACCGGUUGCUAACCGAAUUGUUGCGUUAUACAAUCAAAACAAUUAAAAAAUCUUUGAAAUGUGCGUCUACGUACGUUAUAGGGCAAUGAAAUAAAGGUGGGGUUAAGUACUGAAAUGUCAAAGCUCAGUUGGAAGGAUUUCGAGUAAAUCUACAAGAAUUUAAAGGUAAGAUGUAGAAUAGGUUUAAAUCACAUAGAUUAAAGAUUAGGUGUGAUUAAUAACAUCGAAAAUUCGAUUUUAAUUAGAAAAUCUAAAAUAUGCAUUAAACUAACUUUUCUGUCAUUAUAGUUUUAAAAAAACGGUGGUGCCAUCUAACAACGAAUAGCCAAACUAUAUUUAAAUUAACAAUAAGUUUAAACGUCAAGAUUACAUUCGAAAAUUGCUUAUGUUAACAUAUCCUUCGCUAAUAAAUCUUCAUAAGUGGUUCUUAUUUUUUUUUUGAAUACUUAGUUUUGUUUUUUUUGUUUCGUUAAUUGUUACUUGCAUUUUAGGAAUGUAAUACUCAAAAUGCAAUAAAUUUUUUCGUUUUACAUUAUUUAUUUUGUUUAUGUUAUUGGUACAACACCUUUUCUUUCUUAUUAUAUUUUUUUUAAUUUGCAAUAGUGUUUUAUUUAGUUCAGAUAAUUUGCACUAGAUGGAGUUACUUAAUAUUUAUUUUAAACUUGUCACUUUGACAAUUAAGAUUCAAAUUUAAUAAACCGAGUUUAAUGGAUAAACCAGAACCUUCAGCCUCCGAUACCGAAGGUUUUAAGAAAACCAAACGAGCGAGAUCUAUCGGGCAAGAUAGAGGGAACCUCGAUUUAAGCCAAAUCGGGUUCAUCGCGACAAAAUCAGCUUAUGAAUUCUUCAGCACCUCAUCGUUACAUUCAAAGAGAUUUCGAUUUUUGAAUUGUUUCAAACCUAAAGUUAGCACGUUUACAAAGGAUGAUUUGCAAGAUUCUGUUUUACGGUUACACAAAUAUUGCUUAACGCACCUUUUGGAUUCUUACCGAGUUCAUUUGAAUCGAUUAAAAGGGGUAUAUCUUCUUAAUGAAGUGGUCCGGAAAGUAAAUUUAGGAGAUUUAAAGGUUUCUCAAGUUGUACGAAUUAUUUGGUGUGGUAUCAGCAUCGUUCACCACUUUCAUAUUCGAUUAAAAGUUGGAUCUGGGCUUUCGGAAUGGACUCGAAGGAGGCAAGCUCACAACGCAAAUACUUGUUUUGAACAUCUCAUGACGCUUUUAUUGCCGGAUAUGUACUCGGUGGUUAUUCACUCGAUGGUGACUUUUUUUGAGGAAGCUCGACUUUGGGGUACGGAACUUUUAUGUACGCAACUUUUGGAGGUUGUAAUUAGCCACAGCCACGAACAAUCUAAGGCGAUGAACGUUUUAUUAGAUAUCGUCGAACAAUCGAACCCGAUUGUUGCAAAAAAAAUUUUGAGGGUGAUUUAUUUUUUGUUGGAAAAGGAUUAUUGGUCGGUGAUGGAUCUCGGGUUGGUUUCCAGAUUUUUGGAUAUGUAUAAAGAAAGUAUUAUCCCCGACGAACAAAAUCAAGAUUACACUUUUAUAAGUAAAGGGUUAGAGUUGUGCUUAAGAGCGUUAUUUUGCAAGAUUAAAAAGGAUUUUUUAUAUCACGCCAUAGAUGUGAUGUUAAGUUGGUGUUUAACGUACAACUUCCCAAACGAGAUUCUUUUGGAUUUUGGGAACGUUAUCGAGUUCGCAUCGGUUACUUACAAAGCUAACCUUUUAAGCGAUUAUUUCUCUGCGAACACAGUCAACCACAUUUUCGUUCUAAUUCAAUCCGAUAAUGUGUUAAAAAGUCUCUUGGGAACGAGAAUUUUUCAACAUUUAAUUAACAGGCACGGAAAUAAAACGAUAUUUGACGUGCCGAAGAUAUUCUUUCAAAAUGGGCAUUUUAAUAUUAACACUGGAAUUUAUGACACGCAAGAUAAAGAGUUUUUGAAGAAAUACCGCGAGCUUAUUCACAAUUCUUUAUUAAUAUCCGUUCAAAAUCAUGGUUUAAGAAGCCGAAUAAACAUAGAAAGUCUUUAUUGCGUCGUUGCUUUAUUAGUCGUUGAAAUUCCUUGUGGUUAUACAGCUGCGGCAAUGGCUUGUUUAAUGAUGGCCAUUCAAGAAUUAACGAUAUCUGCGUCAGGAGUUGAAUUGGAAUGCACGAAUAGAAUCCAUGCUAUCGUAAUGUCAGUUAUGUCUUUAAUAUGUUGGAUUCACAACGCCGAGAUUUUUUACGAUUAUUUAAACACAAUUUUGCAUAGAAGAGCUGAAUUAGCCCCCCAUUUAAACCCCCCACUUCAAGUUUUAUAUCAAUACGCUCGGAAUCAUGUUUUAUGGAAUAAGCCGGACUUGUUUUUUGAAGAUUGGGAGGUAAGAUACGGCCUUUGGAAGUGUUUUAGAAGCAUGAGGGGUGCCGAUAGUAAUAUGGGGAUAGUUGUGGAGAAAGAUGGGAAGUUAAGACUCGAAGUAACCUUUGCGGGUACCUUAAGAAAAGGGCCCGGUUCUUUUUAAGUCUUUUUUAAGUUUUUAAGUUGAAUUAAAAUUUAUUCCUCCCUGAAGGAAAUUCUUUCCUAGUUAUUUUUUAUCUAGUUAAGUAUUCAACUUGAUCAUUUUCGAACGUUUACUAUUCAAAACCGGGUUCCGAUAAAUUUAAAUUUCAUUUUCCAGGAUUGAAAUUCCUUUUAAAAUCUAUUUAAGAGGCCAAGUUUAUGGUAAUCGGAAAGUGAUCAUGAAUCUUUUUGAUGGCCAUUAUUAUUAAUUUAUUUAUAAUCAAUAAUUUUCUAUAUUGAAAUAAAUCCAAUUUCAAGGUUAUGUAUUGCGACGGUGUCACCAUCUAAUAUCGAUAUAACUAAACAAUAUCGAUUUUUUUGUCCAAUAUUUGCUGAAAUCGUUCAAAAAUGAGAAAAGGAAAUGAGAAGAAAUAUUUUUACAGUAAGUUUUACGAAUUUUUA
Onthophagus taurus is the source of this 3651-nucleotide messenger RNA. The record is from RefSeq and is a predicted model, not a curated record. NCBI's taxonomy places the organism in Eukaryota, Metazoa, Arthropoda, Insecta, Coleoptera, Scarabaeidae.